CCGCCCACUGCUGCUGGCUGCUCUCUGCUUCUUUUCCCUGGAGCUGGAGCUCAGAACAGAUGCAGAGCCGCCCCCAUCCUGACUGUCAGUCUGUACCCUCCUGGGUCCCAGCAGCAGCAGGAAGAGGAGUAGGAGGAACAGAGGGAGGAGGAGGGGAGAGGAGCACAGCGGCCGUGUCCUCCUCGUUGGGCGGCUGCCGCCGGCGUCUGUUACCCAGCACUGGGUGCUACAUCCUCCAGCACACACCACACGGCUCACCAGAGGAGACUGAGGCUCUGUGGGAGCCCGGACUAGGACCAGGACAGGGGGACACAGUCAGACACACGGCAGCGGCCAUGGAAGUGGAGGAAGGGAGCCGGGGUCCGGGAGGAGGGAUAGGGCCAGGAGAUGUAACGGUCCACAAGACCAAGAGAGGGGAGCGGAAGAGGCAGGAGCUACUGGCCUUCGCCCUGAGGGUCAAGUUGGGGAGCAGGAGAACGUUACUCUGGAAGCCUCUAAAACUGUUGGCUUCCUGUCCACAGAUCACCACUUCUCCUCUGGUACGGCACAGCACCCUGAAAGAAUGCCCCUCCGAGAAGCAGAGCUCCUAUGACAAGAUCCACAACUUCAAGGUUCAUACUUUCCGAGGGCCUCACUGGUGCGAGUAUUGUGCCAACUUCAUGUGGGGCCUCAUAGCCCAAGGGGUCCACUGCUCAGACUGUGGGCUGAACGUACACAAGCAGUGUUCCAAGCUGGUGCCCAGCGACUGUCAGCCAGACCUGCGCAGGAUUAAGAAGGUGUUCAGCUGUGACCUCACUACCCUGGUCAAGGCCCACAACACCACACGGCCCAUGGUGGUGGACAUGUGUAUCAAGGAGAUAGAACUACGAGGUCUGCAGUCUGAGGGCCUCUACAGAGUGUCUGGCUUCUCAGAACACAUUGAGGACGUGAGGCUCGCCUUUGACCGAGAUGGCGAGAAGGCAGACAUCAGUGCCAAUGUGUACAAUGACAUCAACAUCAUCGCUGGAGCUCUGAAGCUCUAUCUGAGAGACCUGCCCAUUCCAGUCAUCACAUUCCACGUGUACUCCAAAUUCAUACAAGCUGCAAAAAUUCCCAACCCAGACACCAGACUGGAGGCCAUCCACGAGGGGCUGCUGCAGCUCCCACCAGCCCACUACGAGACCCUACGCUACCUGAUGAUGCAUCUCAAGAAGGUCACCAUGUUUGAAAAGGACAAUUUCAUGAAUUCUGAGAACCUGGGGAUUGUGUUUGGUCCGACGUUAAUGCAGCCGCCCGAACAGAACGCCCUGGCCACUCUGAACGACAUGAGGCAUCAGAAACUCAUCAUACAGCUCCUGAUAGAGCAUGAAGACGUCUUGUUUUGAAGGACUGGAGCCCUGUCUGUUGCUGGGCAGGAUGGGCUGGAGCCCUGUCUGUUGCUGGGCAGGAUGGGCGGGAGCCCUGUCUGUUGCUGGGCAGGAAUAGGAUGUUUGAUUUAUUCCAUACCAGAGGAAUCUCAAGCCAUCAUGUCUGUCAUCAUAUGAAGUGUCAAAAUUCCCAAAUGUUUCUAUUGUGGUCAGAUUUGAGCUUCCAUUACUUCUCUCCCAUAAGCAUGAGUGUUGAAGUUGAGUCUGUGGUACGUCAGUCAGACAUCAUGUCUUGUUCCAGUAAGGUCAAAGGUUGUCCAUCCUGCCAUAUUCUCCUUAAGAGGAACAAGGUACUGGAUACGUCCCAAAUGGCACCCUAUUUUCAUGACUUCUGAACAGGCCCCAUAGGGCUCUGGUUAACAGUAGUGUACACUAUAUAGUGAGUAGGGUGCCAUUUUAGAAAAAGCCAUUGAUUCCAACAUUUUCACACACCUUUCAUGGCGUCAAGUAGCCUAGCGGUAAGUGUUGGGCCAGUAAACGAAGGUUGCUGGUUUGAAUACCCGAGCCAACAAGGUUAAAAAUCAGUCAAUGUGCCUUUGAGCAAGGCACUUAACCCUAAUUUGCUCCAGGGUCGCUGUACUACCAUGGCUGACCCUGUAAAACAACACAUUUCACUGCCCCUUUCCGGUGUCUGUGACAAUAAAAACAUGUUUCCAUAAAUCCAGCAUCAUCACACUAACACAUUCUUCCUGGUUGAUGUCUGUCUGUAUAGUGAUUGUCUGCUCAAGUGUGUUCGUUGUGUGCUUAUUGGUCAAUGAGUCUCAUGACUCAGUAACUGUGUGAUCCUGUAGGGUGAGAUAUGGAUGGAUGGUCUAUGUCUGUAUGAAGCACUGUGCUGAUCAAUUUAUUUUGUGAAGAUUUCUUUGUUUUCAGCAUCAUGUGCUUUUUUUCCCCCCCCCUGAAACUGAUAGGUUGUCAAGGAUCUUCGAUGUGUUACAUUGUCAAAAUACAACAAAACCCUAAAGGAAUUGGUAAACAGAGCAGGUUCAACUUGUAAGGAAAUGCUUAGAAACAUAUUUUGAGUGGCACGGUUGAAGUUCCAUCUGCAACUGUUUGCUGGUACUAUAAAAAUAGGCCGAGUAUAGUGUAUGGUUUGGGUGAAAUGUGUGUGAGCCUAAAUGUUUACAGAACUUUUAAAUCAAACUUCUCAUUCUUUUAAAUUAAUUAAUAUAAUAUAUAUAUUAAUAUUCAUACUUUAGUGGAAUACCAUGGGGUAAUAUAUGUAUAUACAUAUACACACACUGAACAAAAAUAUUAACGCAGCAUACAAUAAUUUCAACAGAAUUUACUGAGUUACAGUGCAAAUAAGGAAAUCAGUCGCAAUAACUGAAUUAGGUCCUUAUCUAUGGAUUUCAUAAGACUGUGUGGCCCUUAUCUAUGGAUUUCAUAAGACUGUGUGGGCCUAUGUCCUCCCAGCCCUACCCAUGGGUGCUCCCCUGCCCAAUCAGAAUGAGUUUUUUUCCCCACACAAGGGCUUUAUUACAGACAGAAAGACUCCUCAGUUCUAUCAGCUGUCCGGGUGGCUGGUCUCAGACGAUCCCGCAGGUAAAGAAGCCGGAUGUGGAGGUCCUGGGAUGACGUGGUUACACGUGGUUGUGAGGCCAGUUGGACAUACUGCCAAAUUCUCUAAAAUUAUGCCUGCUUAUGAUAGAGAAAUGAACAUUCAAUUCUCUGGUGGACAUUCCUGCAGUCAGCUUGCCAAUUGCACGCUCCCUCAAAACUUGAGAUAUCUGUGGCAUUGUGUUGUGACAAAACUGUACAUUUUAGAGUGAACUUUCAUAGUCCCCAGCACAAGGUGCACCUGUGUAAUGAUCAUGCUGUUUAACCAGCUUCUUGAUAUGCCACACCUGUCUGGUGGUUGGAUUAUCCUGGCAAAGGAAAAAUACUCACAGGGAUGUAAAUAAAUGUGUGCACAACAUUUUUAGAGAAAUAAGCUUUUUGUGUGUAUGGAACAUUUCUGGGAUCUUAUUUCAGCUCAUGAAACCAACACUUUACAUGUUGCGUUUAUAUUUUUGUUCAGUAAUAGCUACUCGUAGACUGCCAAACAUCUAGUAUGGGUAAGGACUAGACCUCGUGUGUUCUGACACUAUUUGACACUACUAAAGUCAGGAAACAUGAAGUGUAAAUGUUCAGACUAUAAAACUGCCUGGAGCAGCUAUAGGUGUUGUGGAGCUCGCCUUCUCCAAACAACGUCAUGGCGACAGAGUUUACACAUUCUCUGUUUUCCAUUAUUGAUAAUAAUUGAAAUCCUUUCUACGAAUCCAUUUUAUUAAAAGUAUUUUUGUGAUGGGUGCAAAUUAAGAUUGUAAUUGAUCAAAUGCUGAUUUAUUAAAAGGAUGUAAAAUGACAUUUUGAUCAAUCUUUUAUGUGUACGUUUAGGAUAGGCCACAAUUCAAUUGCUCAAAGCAAUGUCUGCGUCAUGGUGCAAUGCAAUCACAACACACACGUACUCUACCACACCUUCAAUAGGACAACGAUGGCUCAAUAGCGCUGGUGCUGAAGAGAGCAACAAUGGUGGACGCCCUGUACCUGAGGGUACACACAUGGAAUGUGUCUCAAAUGGCACCCUAUUCCCUAUAUAGUGCACUACUUUUGAACAGGUUCCAUAGGACUGUGGUCAACAGUAGUGCACUAUGUAGGGAAUAGGCUGCCAAUUUGGGACUCAGACAUGAUUAGUCACCCUGUUUCUAAAUGUAAGGGUGUGGAGGACUUUGCAUGUAUUGUUUCUUCUGUGUGUAGUUCUCAGAUACUGUGUUACUCUGGCUGUCAGGUCAGGUAUUCUUCCUGCAGGCUUCCAGGGAGGUAACUUCUCUCCCAGUUUUACGUGCACCAAUCAGGUGUGCAUGGGUGGGGUUUGGUUUGUAGGCAAUAUAGACAGCUGUAUUCCGAUACCUGUAACAUUUGUUGCCUCUCAGUGACAAGGAAUACAUCAGAAGUCAGUUAUUUACAGUCGUUUUUCUACUUAAAACAUUGGCCUUUGUGUAGAUUCAAGCCUUGAUUGGAUGUUGUAAAUUGAGUCUUCCAAGUGGAUGCAGCUGUAAACAACUUGGAAUCUACACUGUCUUAGAAGGUCUGUGUGCGGGUCAUGUUGUCCUCAGCCGAGGACUAACCUCACGUUGAACCCCCUUGGAGAUACUAAAGGAGACACCAGAGGGCUGAAAACAUACAGGUGAAACUUAAUGGUCCAGAUAUGGCAGCGCCUGUGAGAUACCCUUGGUGGAGAGCAUUUGUGACAAGGAAGAGUAUUCCAACAACCCAAGAAUCUGGUGAGACCCAACCUUCUGGGGAGAAGAUGUCUCCUAUCUCCUCCAAAUCUACCCCGGACUCAAAGGGAAACGAAACCUUUCCAGAUGCAGAAACCUUUGACGAUACAGAGUUUGAGCCAAUGUUCAAUGAGAAAACCUGUAGACGGAAUCUCAAAGUUUCACGUUCUGGACGUUUUAAGGAGAACAGAAGAGUACGGGGGACCAUACCUGACAAUAACAACUUCAGUGGAAGUGUUGCUGCGACUGCUGUUGCUGAGUAGUCCAGGCUACAUCAUGAUCAUUAUACCUGCCAGACUGCAACCUGUUAUGGAGCAUUGAUGAUGAAAUAUUAAUAUAUUUGGAGGCAUUUUUUAAAGAUAUAACUUUCAUAAUGUUCAUCAAUUGCGCCUAUCACCAGGUUAAUAUAUUAGGUAUACACCUAAUUCAUAAUAUGUUUAGGCCAAUGAAGCAUGGAUACGGAAUAGCUAUGAAGUAUCAAAUAAUUGUAAAGAAUGAUUUCAUAAUCAUUUUAUAGUGAAUUCAGGAAGUAACUCCGUCCGGGACUCAAACCAGGGUCCGGUAACUGUCAAGCUAAGACCUUAAUGCCAAGAGUUCUGGGUUAAGGUUACAAUAUUACCACCUUCCUUCAGGAGAGUGUCCCCACACUUCUCUAUACCAAGUCUCUCUCAUGUGUACACGCCUCUCAAAUGGGUUCACGGGCACCAUCCCACUUCACUAGGUGUGGGUUAAGGUCUCCUACAAUAUCGAUUUUCAAGUAUGUUUUCAUAUUUCAUACACACACAGCCUAAAGCACAUGGUAUCUAUUGUUACAAAUAUAUCCAGCCAGGGUCAAUAAUUUAUUUUGUCAUUUGUUUAAAUUGGUUUUUGUGUGUUUGUUUUCUUGAUAUGAAGGACUUGAGGUGGUUUGAUAUGAAGGACUUGAGGUGGUUUGAUAUGAAGGACAUGAGGUGGUUUGAUAUGAAGGACAUGAGGUGGUUUGAUAUGAAGGACUUGAGGUGGUUUGAUAUGAAGGACAUGAGGUGGUUUGAUAUGAAGGACAUGAGGUGGUUUGAUAUGAAGGACAUGAGGUGGUUUGAUAUGAAGGACUUGAGGUGGUUUGAUAUGAAGGACAUGAGGUGGUUUGAUAUGAAGGACAUGAGGUGGUUUGAUAUGAAGGACAUGAGGUGGUUUGAUAUGAAGGACAUGAGGUGGUUUGAUAUGAAGGACAUGAGGUGGUUUGAUAUGAAGGACAUGAGGUGGUUUGAUAUGAAGGACAUGAGGUGGUUUGAUAUGAAGGACAUGAGGUGGUUUGAUAUGAAGGACAUGAGGUGGUUUGAUAUGAAGGACAUGAGGUGGUUUGAUAUGAAGGACUCACAUACAACCAAACUUUAUUUAGAUCAUGUUGGAUUAAUCUGAUUAUGUUCAUACUGUACUAGGCUACCUAAGGUCUAGUAAUGCACUAAUUCCUAACCAUUUUUUGGUUACUGUAUCACCAACUGAGUUUUGCUCUGCCUAGAGUACCCGCUCAUGUGUAUUGUACCAGUAAACCUAUGGUCUCAUGAGUCUUCUCAAGUACCCCUGUGGAUAGACCAGGUGCCCCCAGGGGUCUUAGUACCACUGGUUGGGAACCACUGCAGGAAUGAACUCUGACAGAGGAUGCGAAUGAAGGAUAUGCCAGCAUGUACAUUAGCUAGUGUUCAGGAGAUUGUAAUAUUACAUUUAGUUGUUUACAUCACAUAAUACUUUAAAUGUAAAAAAAAAUGAAAUAAUCUAUUUUGUACUGCAAUGUACGUACACACAAACGCGCACACUCACUCAGGAGUUACAUAUGACGUUAAUACACCUUUGUUACAUAUUUAUUGUGGAUAAUAUAUUUACUAUUUAGUCACGAUCUCAAAAUAUUUGUUUUGAAUGGACUAUGCCUUCUGUCAUCAUUGUUACCAGUCUGCUAAAAGAUUACUUCAGAGAUGUAUAUGAAGAAAAAACAUCUACAAUAUUGUAAAUAAAUGUGUAAAUAUGUUA
Oncorhynchus keta (chum salmon) is the source of this 6673-nucleotide messenger RNA. RefSeq names its product beta-chimaerin-like. Gene Ontology annotation, biological process: signal transduction; positive regulation of GTPase activity. The transcript is spliced from 9 exons. NCBI's taxonomy places the organism in Eukaryota, Metazoa, Chordata, Actinopteri, Salmoniformes, Salmonidae. Gene Ontology annotation, molecular function: GTPase activator activity. The record is from RefSeq and is a predicted model, not a curated record. Bases 60 to 1364 code for a protein of 434 amino acids.